Messenger RNA from Ictalurus punctatus (channel catfish), 6540 nucleotides. RefSeq names its product adaptor related protein complex 3 subunit beta 2. The transcript is spliced from 29 exons. Lineage: Eukaryota; Metazoa; Chordata; Actinopteri; Siluriformes; Ictaluridae. The record is from RefSeq and is a predicted model, not a curated record. Gene Ontology annotation, cellular component: membrane coat; AP-3 adaptor complex. Gene Ontology annotation, biological process: anterograde synaptic vesicle transport; intracellular protein transport; vesicle-mediated transport. The coding region runs from base 639 to 4319 and encodes 1226 amino acids.
AAAGAAAGAGAGAGCGACAGGGAUAGAAAGAGAGUGUGUGUGUAGAGGGAAGAAAAAAUAGAGGUGAAUGAAUGAGAGGAGUGAAGGAAAAUAUGUUGGAGAAAAGAGAGAGAGAGAGCGAGAGGGAGAAAGAGAGCUACAGUGUGAUGGCGUGCUAAGAGGAGAGUGGAAGGGAGGGGUGUGCUAACGUGGCUGGGGCGGAGGGGGCAGAGCAGACCUGUUAGAUCUCUAGGCUGCGCUCACAUGCAGUUGCCUCCGAGCAGACGGAGAAUAGCUUCUCUCCCAGGAGAGACUCACGACACAGCGCCGUACCUCUCCUACAGACGUCCGCGCUAAGCAGGGAGAUCCUUCACUGACAUGUGAGGCGGAGGCUUGAUUGAGCACAGCAGCAGCGUCCCCCGGCCGUUCACCCUGGAGGUUUGGAAAUCCCUCACUCCAGCAAUCUUGCAUCGGGGAUACAGGGGAAAGCUGGACAGGUCGCUGAGGAUUUUUCCGAGUCGGUGAGUUGCUGUUCACGGAUCCUACAGGUGGCACUCUGAGCAACUGUUGAGGUGUAUAUAACCGCCUUGCCGUUGCACAUGUGAGUCUCAAGACCAGCUCGAAGGUGGCGUGAAAGCAAAUCAUCAGAAAACUCAGCAAUGAAGAUGACACCGAUGCAGAAGCUGCUCCAGCUGCCGGCUAACGCCGUGAACAUGGUGAAGACGGUGCAGGGGGUGGCACACGGCCAGGAGGAGGCGCGCAGCCCCGUGCUCACCCCGGACGGCGGGCUGCAGAACUGGUACAACGCCGUGCAGCCAGAGGAGCUCCGCCACCUCCGUAUCUCCAGCACAACCGGAGGAGGAGGAGGAGGAGGAGACGCAGGAGAGGGGGGAGGCACGCAGGACGAUGGGCUCCCCAGUGCUCAGACGCAACCCCUGCGGCACGAUGAUUUGAAGGAGAUGUUGGACAGCAACAAGGACUCUCUAAAGCUGGAGGCUAUGAAAAGGAUUGUUGCAAUGAUCGCCAGAGGGAAAAACGCAUCUGAUCUCUUUCCUGCUGUGGUGAAAAAUGUGGCCUGCAAGAACAUCGAGGUAAAGAAGCUGGUGUACGUGUACCUAGUGCGCUAUGCUGAGGAACAGCAGGAUUUGGCUCUACUCUCCAUCUCUACCUUCCAGCGAGGGCUCAAGGAUCCUAAUCAACUUAUUCGUGCGAGCGCCUUGCGUGUUCUGUCCAGUAUCCGAGUCACCAUCAUCGUGCCCAUUAUGAUGCUGGCGAUCAAAGAGGCUGCUUCGGAUAUGUCUCCAUACGUCCGCAAGACGGCCGCUCACGCCAUCCCCAAACUCUACAGCCUGGACCCUGAGCAGAAAGACCAGCUAAUUGAAGUCAUUGAAAAGCUGCUUGCUGAUAAAACAACUCUGGUCGCAGGCAGUGUGGUGAUGGCGUUCGAGGAGGUUUGUCCAGAGCGGAUCGAUCUGAUCCAUAAGAAUUAUCGUAAACUCUGCAACCUGCUGAUUGACGUGGAGGAAUGGGGUCAGGUAGUUAUCAUCAACAUGCUCACCCGCUACGCCAGGACUCAGUUCCUCAACCCCAACGUUAACGAGUCCCUGCUGGAGGAGAGUGGAGAGAAGGCAUUUUAUGGUUCGGACGAUGAUGAGGAUGAUGAAGAUAAGAAGGCUGAGGCAACCGCACUUGCCAAGAGGAAGCCAUAUGUUAUGGACCCUGAUCACAGGCUGUUGCUCCGAAACACCAAACCUCUGCUACAGAGCCGCAACGCAGCUGUGGUGAUGGCAGUCGCUCAGCUCUAUUUCCAUCUAGCUCCUAAAGCGGAGGUAGGCGUAAUCGCUAAGGCACUGGUGAGGCUGAUGAGGAGCCACAGUGAAGUCCAGUAUGUUGUUCUUCAAAAUGUUGCAACCAUGACCAUCAAAAGGAGGGGGAUGUUCGAGCCAUACCUGAAGAGCUUCUAUAUCCGCUCUACUGACCCCACGCAGAUCAAAAUACUCAAGCUUGAAGUGUUAACCAAUCUGGCAAAUGAAACCAACAUAUCUACCAUUUUGAGAGAGUUCCAGACCUACAUCAAAAGUAUGGAUAAGGAUUUUGUGGCAGCCACUAUCCAGGCCAUUGGCCGCUGUGCCACCAACAUCGGGGAGGUGAGAGACACCUGCCUCAAUGGUCUCGUCCAACUCCUCUCAAACAGGGAUGAGCUGGUAGUAGCCGAGUCGGUGGUGGUGAUUAAGAAGCUCCUGCAGAUGCAACCUGAGCAGCACAGCGACAUCAUCAAACAUAUGGCCAAGCUGACAGACAACAUACAGGUCCCGAUGGCGAGAGCGAGCAUCCUGUGGCUGAUUGGUGAGUACUGUGAGCACGUACCUAAAAUCGCUCCUGACGUCCUGAGGAAGAUGGCCAAAAGCUUCACCAACGAGGAGGACAUUGUCAAGUUGCAAAUCAUCAAUCUGGCUGCCAAGCUCUACCUUACCAACUCCAAACAGACCAAGCUCCUUACGCAGUAUGUACUCAACCUGGCGAAGUAUGACCAGAACUAUGACAUCAGAGACCGCGCACGGUUCAUCCGCCAGCUCAUCGUCCCCACGGAUAAAAGUGGAGCCUUGAGUAAAUACGCCAAGAAGCUUUUCCUGGCUCUUAAACCUGCACCUGUACUGGAGUCUCCAUUUAAAGACAGAGACCAUUUCCAACUUGGCUCGCUGUCUCACCUGCUGAAUACCAAAGCGGGCGGCUACCAGGAGCUGCCCGACUGGCCCGAAUCAGCACCCGACCCCUCCGUGCGCAACGUGGAGCAAGAGGAAGCCAUAGACACCAGUGAGGGGCGGAUCGGUCUCCUUGGAGACUGGCGAGAGGUUCCAGAGUGGACUAAAUGCACCAGCAGGAAGGAGCGGAAGGAGAAGAAGGUGGAAAAGCCUUUCUACUCCGACUCGGAGGGAGAAUCCGGACCCACCGAGUCUGCUGACAGUGAGACCAACUCCAGCAGUGGCGAGGACAGCGGCAGCGAGGAGAGCGGCUCGGGUUCGGAGAGCGAAGAGAGCGACGACGAGUCGGAGUCUGAUGAGGAGGAGAAGGAUAGAGAGGAAGAGAAGACCAAGAAGAAGAAGAAGAAAAUAGACAAGAGCAAAUCUAAGAAACCCGAGAGCGCAGAGAGUGAUCAGAGCAGUGGAGAGGAACAGAAGAGAAGCAGGAAAAGAGGGAAGGAGCAGAAGAGACUGUCUGAGUCAGAGAGUGAGGAAGAAGACAGCGAGUCUGAAAGCAGCGAGUCCGAGUCCGAGUCAGAGGACGAGUCAGACUCGGAUAUGGACACCAGAAAGAAGAAGCCCGCACUCACAGCUCCUGCCCUGCAUGAAGGAGAACUUAUUGACAGUAUGGAGAUCAGUCUCUUCAGAGACUUUCAAGAGACACCUGCAACAAAACCACCACCUGCGAAGCAGACCAAAAAAGAGAGCAAGAAAGAGUCCAAGGAAAUGUCUCUGCUAGAUCUGGACGACUUUGAGCCCACUCCCUCAACUCAGGUGACCCCGGUCAGCAACUUCCUGUCAAGCAGCCUGGUGGCAGAUCUAGAGGGGCUGUCACUGACUGACACUGUACUCGCCCCCACUACCAUCGCCUCGUCAUGCUCGAUGAAAAUGUAUGAGUUAUUGCACCGCAUCACAGGAGAGGGUCUGGGGGUUGAGUACUGCUUCUGCAGGCAGCCCUUCAGCCCUGAUCCUAACAUGGUGGCUGUGCAGAUCCAGUUCACCAACAACACCAGUUCAGAGACCAAGAACCUACACAUCGAAGAGCCCAAACUGCAGUCUGGUAUGAGGAUCAAGGAGUUCACCGAAAUCGAGGUUUUACCCGCAGGCGAAUCCGUUACUGUUGUAAUGGGCAUUGACUUCUGCGACUCCACGCAAGCAGCCAACUUCCAGCUUUGUACUCACACUCGGAAGUUCUUUGUGUCCAUCCAGCCACCAGUCGGAGAACUGAUGAUGCCUGUUUUUCUGACAGAGAAUGAGUUUAAGAAAGAGCAAGGUCAGCUGAUGGGAAUGAAUGAACUCUCAGAGAAGCUAAGCCUGGGGGAGAAGUGUCAGAGUGAUCACGUUAUUGUAGAGAGAGUCACUGCUACAGCUAAUCUCAGCAGAGUACCCUGUGGCUCUGAGAAAGAGUGCAGCCCUCCUGUUCCUCCUUCUCCGUCGCCCGUAUUCAGGUUUGCUGGGAAGACGGUGAGCGGCGACAGCCUUGUGCUCGUCACUGUGGUGAAGAAGGAGGCCGGAGAAGCCCAGCUCACUGUGAACUGUGAGAAGAUGGUGAUUGGUACGAUGCUCGUGAAGGACAUCCUUCAUGCCCUGACCCAGUGAUGACUGACUGCAUAGUGUGCAAAAACCUGUAGCUAUGUGUAGCUUUGACUCUGUGUGCUGAAGUUUGACCAAUUUCUGUCAUAUACUACACAAUAUUACACCUAAUAUAACAGCUUAUCUCUUAACGAAUUAAUUCAUUAUUGUCCCAGAAGAGCUGAAAUCUUAAUAUGAUCCACAUCGAGCCCUAUGAACGCUCUGUCUACAAUGUGACCUUAUCUGCCUUUAUUGAUUUUCUCCUUUAGGUUUGCAGAAACGUAGCAUGACAUGAAAUCUGACCCGGUUUUUCACAUUACCGAACCGCAAUGUCUGUUUCGAAAACGUGUCUACUUUGAAUCUCUUUACACAAAUGGGCAGCACGGAAAAUCAAACGUUCCUCUGUUAGUGUACAAAUCCUCACAACUGCAGGAUGUGACUAGGAUAUCCUGCUGAGGAGAACACACGGCCGUACACGUCCCUGUUUACACAGUGACGGUCUGAAAUGGAGCUCUGAGGAUUAUUUAACCAGUUUACUGAAGCUACUUUUACUAAGACUACUUCUCCUGGUCAUUUUCAAUGAAUCAUGACAAAAGGAUUUCACUACUGCAAACACAACACAAGCGUUUCAGAAACACGGAUGUUCAAAAACUACUGCAAACACUAAAAUCUUUUGUUUCACUUAUUUAUUCUUAAUAUAUAUAUAUAUGAGUGGAUAUAAUAAUGUAAUAUUUAAAGUCUGUGUACAUGUACACUGGUAUCUGUACACACCAGACUGUUGCAAAAAAUGACAUCUUAGCAAGUGGAAAUACCUCGAACAGAUGUCAAAUCGAUCUGGUAUUAAUAAGAUUACACUAAAUGAUUAAAUGUAUUUCAAGCCACUUGUACUCAUUUCAAGCUUGAAAUUGUCUUGCAGAUUAAGCAUUUAUUUUUAGAAAGAAGCGAAAUUAUCUGCCGAUAGAACAAGAAAACGAGUAAUGUCUAGAAAUAGGUUUAAUGAACUUAUAUUCGGUUUAUUGUGAUCUUAUAAUAAGAAAUACUAGGUACAUUGGACUAUAUUAGAGAUAUUUUUACUUGCUAAGACACACACACACUCCCACCUAGGACUAAUCCACCUACUGGCAAGUUUUUUGGACAGUGGGAGGAAACUAGAGAACCCUGAGCUGUUGCAGUAUAUUAUGGGAACGUAGUGUUAGUAGUGAGUAGUGAGUAUCGGCGCACAUGCCGUAGUAAUGCAACAAACUAAAGUCCACUAAAUCUUGCUAACAUCAGUAACAGAUUCAGGAUAGAGUGAUAGCACAUUGCAGUCCAUAGAAGAAACAAAAUCUCAACGAUCCUGUGUGGUAUUUGCUAUAAUGUAAAUGUAAAUCACGUGGCUGUGUGAGAUAAUUAUCCUCUCUAAGAACAGCAUUGCUUGUAUUGUGUUGACGAGCUUCCUGUUGCUCUUAAGACCAUGAUCAUUCCGUGCUUUGGAACUUUUAAUGACUAACCGGAUAUGUUCUAGACAUGUGCAACCACUUUAGUAAUAAACUGUAGCUGUAGCCUAAAUUCUAGGUUAUUUGGAUAUUCAUAGUGUCGUUGUUGUUGUUUUUCACUGCAACAAAAAAUGACAACUCACAAGUCUAUUCAAAGACACCGUGUGUGUUCCGUGAUGAACCAAACCGAACGGUUCAGGUGUUGAAUGAGUAAACAGUACAUAAUUCUGGUCUUCUUUAUUAUUAUUAUUUCAUUCCCCCCAACGAGAACUCUACAAGGAGGCUUAAUGAAAUGGAUUGCUAGUCUCCAGCACUAUCUCCACGCUAAUAUUUUCAGUGUUCUGCGGUAUUGCAGAGCUGUAUUUUAUGUUGUGGAUCCCACCACUGAGAAUCCACAGGAUUGUUGCUUGGAAUGUGGUUAUUAAUUUCUUCAUAUUUGUUUUUGUUGUCAAACUAAGAGUAUGGACACUUAACAGCUCAAAUUCAUAUUCCACAUUUGUGUUUGUUUUUAAGUUUAAAGAAGCAACUUGAAGUUCUCCCCCAUCAUGAUAUAAAUGAAUGAUAUUUUAAUUGAAUUUCUUCAAAGAUGGGUCAUUUACUGUAUGUUAAACGCAGGGGAAGUGUAAUCAUACUCCAGACUGCUUUUGUGAUUAUUAGACUACCCGAUAGACAGCCUUCAUGUCCUUGCUGUGUGAAUGUGAGAUAGUUUGCUGAUUUUUAUUCAUUUGUUUUUUUGUUUUUUAAUGUCAGUAAAAAUGAAACAUGCAGUGAAA